UUUGUGCGCAAAUCUGUGUUGAAAGCAUUUAUGUGAUGAGCUCAAGAACCAAAGAGAAUGAGAGGAUUAGCCGAAUUAUGAGGCUUCUCUGGCUCUAUUGAUAUGCCGCGACCUUUCACCCCCUGAUAUGACAGAGUGCCCUGCUGUCUGCCAGAAGCUAAUCUGAGGUCAAAGUCUGCUGUCAGGCUGACAGAAUGCGUCAGUGCUGCUUUUGUCUCCAUCUGUCCGAACUUCUCUGCUGACGGUUCCUGUGUCUGGGAAACCUCCUGCUCUCUGACAGCAUGUUCCUCCGGACCGUAGCCCUGCUCCUCCUGUGCGCUUCACUGGCUCUGUCUGCCACGCUGGUCUACCACCAGACUGAGGCCAAAGAGGAGCAGGAGGCGCCUGUUGUGGAGUCACUUCGCGGCGAUGGCGAGGCCCAUGGCACAACAACAAACGCUGCUGCAGAUGGUGAAGUAGGUGAUUCAAACGGAAACGAGGUUUUGGGUCAAACCAAAGUGGAGACAAUGGAUUCAUCCACCGCUCUCACGGAGGAGCAUCAUUCCUCUGAGGACUCCAACGCCAUCAGACCAGUCCAGACCAUCAAACCCCCAAACAAACCACCAGCAGAAGAAGAAGCUAACAGCUGGAGCCUCACGUCUAUUAGAAACAGUUUUCAGACCGUGCACGGAUACUUUGACACCCUGGUGGAGCUGGUUGGAGGACACAACGGCGUGUGUCAGUACCGCUGCAGAUACGGAGAACUUCCUCGUCCUCGACCCAACUUCCAGCAGCAAGAGACCAAUGGCUGCAACUCCUCCCUGAUGGGGUUCCAGUUUGAUGUUGGGAUCCCUGCUAUGACCAAAUGCUGCAAUCAGCUGGAUUCCUGUUAUGACACCUGUGGGGUGAACAAGUACGACUGCGACGCCAAGUUUCGGGUCUGUCUGCACGCCCUCUGCUCCGAUCUCAAGAAGAGUCUGGGCUUCGUCUCCAAGGUUCAAGCGUGUGAAUCGAUGGCAGACGCCCUGUACAACACAGUGUGGACUCUGGGCUGCAGGCCUUACAUGAACAGCCAGAGGGCGGCGUGCGUCUGUGAGGGAGAGGAGAGGGACGAGCUGUGAAACCCCAACAACCAUCACCGUCAUGGACAGCACAGCUGAAAGCCUGGAGGCCUCCCCCAGCAUCCUCUCAGACAGGCAGUGGAAGACCAGAACUGUUCCAUCAGAUUUGUUCACGUUACAUUUGAACAGAAGUAUGACUUUGAGGAUCUUAAUUAAUUGCUCAUGCAUAUUUAACUAUCAUGCUUCUCGUUUUAGGCCACAAUUCAGGCCCUCUGUGACUCCAUUAGCAUAAAUUACUCAAUGACUCCACGUUGAAUCUCUGAAAGGAAGAUUAAAUUUUCAUCCAUGGACACAAAAACAAAACAAAAAGCUCUUCAGUUCCUAUAAGCCAACCUUAAAAAAGCCACAUUCACUGCUAUGUCAAUGUCAUUAGUCACUUUUAAUGAACAAACUGCAUCUUAAAUGAUACGAUUACAUUUCGAUUAGCUGCUAAAGUGACGAAGCGUGUGUUAAAUGUGUUUAACGUGUGACGUCCCCCCCUCUUCCAUCAUCCAUUACACCCAGAAAAUGAGUCGGAUGUUCCACUUUUAUUUUCCAAAUCAGUGACGGGGCAGAAAGUAAGCCUCCCCUGGUGGAUCCUAGAGGUCUGUGAGCUUUAAUCGAGCCUGAGAAAUGGCCCAAAGUGCUCCUCAGGAAAAGCUCAGCUUGUGCUGCUGUUGCUGGAAAUGAACUGUGGCGCCCUCGUAAUGCUUUUUAAUAGAAACGUCAAUCAUUUUAAUGUCUGUAAAUUGUGCUUUGAGGCAAAGAUACACAAACUUGUUCAUCAGCAGCAGUAUAAAUAACAGACGGGGGGGAGCAGAGUGUGUGUAUUUAUGUCUAUGUGUGUGUGAGGGGGGACUUCUAUGGGAUAGUGCAAUGCCUUUAUGUUUAUGGUGUUCUUAAUACCUAAAUAAAGUAAAGGUUGUCGUA
Molecule: messenger RNA, 2009 nt
Organism: Oryzias melastigma (Indian medaka)
Lineage: Eukaryota; Metazoa; Chordata; Actinopteri; Beloniformes; Adrianichthyidae
Gene: pla2g12b
Product: phospholipase A2, group XIIB
Exons: 4
Coding region: 282-1100 (272 amino acids)
Biological process (GO): cholesterol homeostasis; arachidonate secretion; lipid catabolic process
Cellular component (GO): extracellular region
Molecular function (GO): A2-type glycerophospholipase activity; calcium ion binding
Source: RefSeq, a predicted model, not a curated record